Messenger RNA from Odobenus rosmarus divergens (Pacific walrus), 805 nucleotides. RefSeq names its product alkB, alkylation repair homolog 7 (E. coli) (gene ALKBH7). The coding region runs from base 71 to 736 and encodes 221 amino acids. The record is from RefSeq and is a predicted model, not a curated record. Gene Ontology annotation, cellular component: mitochondrial matrix. Lineage: Eukaryota; Metazoa; Chordata; Mammalia; Carnivora; Odobenidae. The transcript is spliced from 4 exons. Gene Ontology annotation, biological process: DNA damage response; fatty acid metabolic process.
CACAGCCAAUGGCUCCGGGGCGGGGGCGUAGCCCUGACUCCGACCGCUUCCACUCCCCGGCUCCGGGGUUAUGGCCGGGAGUGGGCGGCUGGCGCUGGGGACGCUACCGGUGCCCGGCUGGGUGCGGGGCUCGGGCCCGGCUGUACUGAGCCGCCUUCGGGACGCGGCUGUGGUGCGGCCAGGUUUCCUAAGCGCGGCCGAGGAGGAGACGCUGAGCCGCGAGCUGGAGCCCGAGCUGCGCCGCCGCCGCUACGAAUACGAUCACUGGGACGCGGCCAUCCACGGUUUCCGAGAGACAGAAAAGUCACGCUGGUCAGAGGCAAGCCGGGCCAUCCUGCAGCGCGUGCAAGCAGCCGCCUUUAGCUCUGGCCAGACCCUGCUGUCCCUGGUGCAUGUGCUGGACCUGGAACCUCGGGGCUACAUCAAGCCGCACGUGGACAGCAUCAAGUUCUGUGGAGCCACCAUCGCUGGUCUGUCCCUACUCUCUCCCAGCGUCAUGCGGCUGGUACACACCCAGGAGCCAGGGGAGUGGCUGGAACUCUUGCUGGAGCCAGGCUCCCUCUACAUCCUUAGGGGCUCAGCCCGUUAUGACUUCUCCCAUGAGAUUCUUCGGGAUGAAGAGUCCUUUUUUGGGGAGCGUCGGGUUCCCCGGGGCCGACGCAUCUCUGUGAUCUGCCGCUCCCUCCCUGAGGGGAUGGGACCAGGGGAGCUGGGGCAGCCGCCCCCAGCCUGCUGAACCCCAGGCCCUUCCCCCAGCUUCUCGGAGACACCGUGUUUGUGAAUAAAGUUGGAGAGUGGACAGGCU